Messenger RNA from Argiope bruennichi, 10103 nucleotides. Its product is annotated as calcium-activated potassium channel slowpoke-like. Gene Ontology annotation, molecular function: large conductance calcium-activated potassium channel activity. Gene Ontology annotation, biological process: potassium ion transport; transmembrane transport. The coding region runs from base 2726 to 6475 and encodes 1249 amino acids. Lineage: Eukaryota; Metazoa; Arthropoda; Arachnida; Araneae; Araneidae. The transcript is spliced from 30 exons. Gene Ontology annotation, cellular component: postsynaptic membrane. The record is from RefSeq and is a predicted model, not a curated record.
CUGGGGGCUGCGAGUUACGAGCUUGCUCUUUCUGCCUUUUAUUUUAUCUGCUCGGCGGUAGCAGCCGCAUAAAAAAUUAGCACCCGUCUCUUUCGCGAGUACUUCGUCGCCAAACACCUGAUCGUGAUAUUGCGAAAAACGAGUAAGUAGGGAAGUUAUCGGAAAAAUUCGGAAUAAAGAGAACCCCCAACUGUAGGGAAACUAACCUCGAUCAGAAGUGAAACACUACCGUUUGUCGUUCUUCAAGAAUCAAAAGAUAACGUCAAAUCCACAGUAGAGAAGUCAGAAGCGAUCUUCCGUUUUUAUCACCAAGGAAGUGAAGAAGAGAAAAAAUCUUCAAAACCGCCACCAUCUUUAGGAAAGAGGUGUUGCGCAGGCGCAACUGCUGUCGCAGGAUGAUGAGGUGAAUCGUUAUGUAGUCGAAGAGAGAUACGUGGACGUGUUUGGAUAUUUCGGAGAUUAGAAACGUUUUCUUUUUCCUAUAGGUUCUUCGCCUUGUGAAAUCACCAUUUUCCUCGCAAUAGGUGUUUAAAAAACUCAGCCUAGGCAUGUUUUCGAUAUUUUUCGUUACCUAAUUUUAUCAGGCGAGUAUUAUCUCCCUUCUCCGGUAUUGUUUGUAUGCGAAUAAGGAGGAUGUAAAAAAAAAAAUGAGUUUAGAAAAUUUUCUAGAAGGUGAGUCAAGUUUUUUAAUCUUCGGAUUUGAUCUAAAUUUAAGAAAUAAAUGAUAUAAAUUUCAAUAGCUAAUACCGGAUUUUUUUUAGUAUUUAUGAAUUAACUGUGUUAUAAAAUGAUAAAUGUUUUAAAUUGCUGUUAAACCAAAUUUUAAAAUGUAUAAGUAUUUGUUUAAAUGUAAAAUUAGAAUGCGAGUUGUUUUUUGUAUUUUCAAAUUUCAAGUUUUGUAACAUAAACUUUAUUCUCAAAUUAUUUGAUUGUUUUUAUCAACCAGUGCUAUAUUUAAUUAAAAAUUCAUAUCUACUUUAAAAAGCAUCAUAUAUCCAAUUCAGCAAAAUAAUUAUAUUUAAUCUUGCAUUUUAAUUUCUGGCUAAAUCCGUCAUCUAUAUAAAGAUAAGACUUAUGAAAACAUUAUAUUCUAACAGCUAUGCAACUGAUGAAUCAUAUUUUUCUUUCAACAAAUUAGAAGUAACUUUUUAUUUAGUAGAUUUUGAAUUUAAUUUUUUCACUAAUGACUACUUUCAAAGAAAUAAAAGAGCAUCGAAGGUUGAAGAAAAUCUCUAACACAACGAAAAAACCUCCUUAAAUAUUCAAAUUUUAGCAUUUGAUCCAUAACAUAAUGAAAAAUCAAAAAGUCAUUAAAAAGUAUUGCGUUCAGUAAUCAGUAUUAAAAGUGUUAUUUCAAAUAGACUCAAUUUUCUAUAAAAUUUUCUAACUCGUAUCUCAUACACGUGUUGCAUAAUCUUCUUUAUAAAUGUUUCAAUGUAUUAGUUAUUUAAAAGUGUUUAUAUAGAAUAAAAGUGAAGUAUUUUUUUAAUAUUUAUAUGUUAUACCGGCACUGGUAAAUAUUACGUUACGUCCGUGAUUCUUCCGAUACAUUUGCGGUAGAUAUGGUGUUAAAUGUGAAUAUUUGAAUUGUUUUUGUUCCUGUGUCUGUGUUUUUUAUAAAUUAGGUAACAAAUAUAUCGAAAACAUGUCUAGUGAAAGGUGAGAGCAGCCAUUUUUGGACUCUGAAUAUUCUGCACAUUUAAGUGAAAUAGACUGCACUUCCUUGUAGAACACUUAACUGCAAAAACUUUUUAUUUCACUCUCAGCUUGAUAAACUGUUAAUCGUUGAUUUCACUAAUAGAGAAUAAAUGAAAAUGUGUUGAGUUCAUUCCAGCACAGCACUUGAGACGAAAGAAGAGGAAUACUAAGAACCACUCUUUUUAGACUCACUCGAAGAUUAUUGGUUUUUCAAAUAUAUGUUUUAGUAUUUGGAGGAGUAGAACCGACAGACUGUUAGAGACACAAAUCUGAUCUGUUUCCCCGAGUUGACAUUUUCAAGCUAACCUUUCCGGAGAGCUAGAUUCGACAAAAAGAUGGAAGACAUCUUUUUCUGGAAUCAUUUCUUUUAUUCUUGCAACUGACAAAACAACUUCCUUCUUGAAACAAAACAUCAUAUAUUGUCCUUAUAUUGAUUUAAGAGUUCUAUACAGAAGAAGGCCGAUACCGUAAUAUUGUAUUAAAAGCAUUUAAGUUAAUAGAAAACAAUGACGAGUUGAUUUUUCUUUAGAAUCCAAAAGCAGGUUUGAUAGGAAAAGAGAAAAGAGAGAAUUGUCACAUCUGCAUGCUUUUAAUUUGGACUUAUUAUUUACGAAAUGCGAGGAAGCAUUUGGCAUAUACGCGCUUUUCGUUUUACUUAACCGCUUGAGUUGUGAACACACUUGAGUAUCGAUCUCGAAGUUUUAACGAGGAAAUUAAUAGGAAAAAAAAUCAAAAGAAGGAAUAAAAGCCAUUUCAAACGCGGAAAGGUUAUUGAUAUUAUUUUCGGCAGCAUCCGGACUACAGUUCAGGGACGAAUGUUGCAGCCUAUUGGGCGAAGAGAGAAGACGAAUCGAAGAACACGUCUUGCAGAACAGCCCAUAGCCUAACGUGCUUUAAGAAAAGAGAAAAAAAAUAAUAUUAGAAUCUGAGAGAAUCGGUGCUAGGGUGCUAGUCGACAUCGAAGAAGCCUUCUUCCUGUGUCUUCCCGAUGGUUCCCUGAAGUAUCCGGAUCGUCCGCGGGAGUCUCAUGGAGGAGACUACACUGAGAGGGGUCGACGAAUGGAACGUGACGGGGGCUCUGAGUCCUCACGAGGAGUGUAUGAAGGAGCGCAAGUGGUGGUGUUUCCUUCUGUCGAGCGUGUUCACAUUCAUGGCGGGACUCUUCAUCAUCCUGAUUUGGCGCGCAUUUGCUUUCCUCUGCUGCCGGAACAAAGAGAAGAGCGGUGCCGGGGCCGGUGCGAAAGUGGUCAAAGUGGCGGAUCCUGGAAGAGGAAACGUGCAGGGAGGAGGAGCGGUAGUCGGUGGAAAUGAGAUUGGAUUUAUGACCGAAGCGAAAGACUGGGCCGGGGAGCUCAUCUCUGGGCAGUCGACGACAGGCAGAAUAUUGGUGGUGCUGGUGUUCCUACUUAGUAUAGCGUCAUUGAUCAUCUACUUCAUCGAUGCCUCACGCACUGGACACUCCACGAAAGGUGAUGGAGUGGAGAUGUGCCAAUCAUGGGCAACCAACACCACCCAGCAGAUAGACUUAGCGCUAAAUAUAUUUUUUAUGGUCUACUUUUUUAUACGUUUUAUAGCUGCGAGUGACAAGCUGUGGUUCAUGCUGGAGUUAUAUUCUUUCGUUGAUUACUUCACUAUUCCACCGUCCUUCGUUUCGAUAUACCUGGACAGAACUUGGAUUGGGCUUCGUUUUCUACGAGCACUCAGGCUCAUGUCUGUUCCUGACAUUCUACAAUACUUAAACGUUCUUAAGACCAGCAGUUCGAUCCGCCUAGCACAGCUGGUAUCGAUAGUAAUCAGCGUUUGGUUGACAGCUGCGGGUGUCAUUCACCUGCUCGAAAACUCCGGAGAUCCCUUGGAUUUUGUAAAUCCACAGAGCUUGACUUACUGGGAAUGCGUAUAUUUCUUGAUAGUGACCAUGUCAACGGUCGGAUACGGAGAUAUCUACUGUCAAACGUCCUUGGGGCGGGCCUUCAUCGUGUUUUUUAUUCUCGUCGGUUUGGCGGUGUUUGCUAGCUGCAUUCCGGAGAUCAUUGAUCUGAUUGGUUCCCGGCCAAAAUACGGGGGGACCUUCAAGUCCGAACGAGGUCGAAGGCAUAUCGUAGUUUGUGGACAUAUUACCUACGAGUCUGUGUCUCACUUUCUUAAGGAUUUCCUUCAUGAGGACCGUGAAGAUGUUGAUGUAGAAGUUGUGUUUUUACACAGAAAACCACCGGAUUUAGAGCUGGAGGGGUUAAUUAAAAGGCACUUCACAACAGUGGAGUUUUUUCAAGGCAGCGUCAUGAACACAAUUGACCUCCAGCGAGUAAAGGUUCACGAAGCAGAUGCUUGCCUGGUGCUAGCCAACAAAUACUGUCAAGAUCCCGAUGCAGAAGAUGCUGCCAACAUUAUGAGGGUCAUCUCCAUCAAAAACUAUUCAGAUGAAAUCAGGGUCAUCAUCCAGCUCAUGCAAUAUCAUAAUAAAGCUUAUCUUUUAAAUAUACCUAGCUGGAACUGGAAACGUGGCGAUGAUGUCAUCUGUGUAUCUGAACUAAAACUGGGCUUUAUAGCCCAAAGCUGUCUCGCACCUGGCUUCUCAACAAUGAUGGCCAAUUUGUUUGCCAUGAGGUCAUACAAAACAUCACCAGACAUGCCAGAAUGGCAGAACGAUUAUUUGUGCGGCACAGGAAUGGAAAUGUACACGGAGAAUUUAUCGCCAUCAUUUGGUGGAAUGACCUUCCCUCAGGCAGCGGAGCUCUGCUUCGUUAAGCUAAAACUUCUCUUAUUAGCCAUCGAGAUACCAAACGAAGACAGCUCUGACACAAAAAUUACCAUCAACCCAAAGAAAAAAGUAAAGAUCGGCCCAAAUGCGCAAGGAUUUUUUAUGGCUCAGUCAGCUGAUGAAGUAAAAAGGGCAUGGUACUACUGUAAGCAUUGUCAUGAAGAUGUCAAAGAUGAGAAGUUAAUCAAGAAAUGCAAAUGUAAAAAUCCCAAAGAUCCAAAACAGAAAGUGGCGCUGUUUAAGAAAGGUGUCAGAGCUGUCCAAGUUGUUGGACGGGCAAAAUAUUUUAUCUCAAGAACCGGAAGUGCAGUUGAUAUUGAGGCUGAAGUAUCUGAAUCAGAUAAUAAUGAGAGCGUACACAACUCUACAUUCCCAACCUUCACGCCUCCAGAAAUACCCAAGAGGGUGAAACUAAGAGACGCUACUAAAAAUCCAAACGAAUUCAGCAACAUCGCAGGGCAAAUCGGAGGACGUCAUAACGCCACGCAUCACGGAAGUCAAGGAACUACUGCUGUGCAUGGCACUACGCCCCGCCAACGAAAUUCUACGACAGGUUUAAAGCCCCAGAGAGCACCCGGAGCCAAUCCGGCAACGCCUCUUUUAACAUCGCCGGCUCCAAAAAACGGCGUCGGAGGGCUUGGACAACCUGCUACUAAUACCGGAUUAUUUCCAAGCCCGCUGGCUAACACAACGCACGGCGCCAGGACCGACGACACAUUUGCUGGCUUACACCUAGCCUAUGAAGUGAAAAAACUCAUGCCCACAAGCAGGGCAGCUGGUACUAAUGGAUCAAACAAACAAGAAGGUCCUUUGGCAGUUGGACUUGCAGAUGAUCAAGCAAAAGAUUUCGAUUUCGAGAAAACCGAAAUGAAAUAUGAUUCGACAGGCAUGUUUCACUGGUGUCCGGCAAAAUCACUUGAAGAUUGUAUUUUGGAUCGUAAUCAAGCUGCAAUGACUGUUCUGAAUGGCCAUGUUGUUGUGUGUCUCUUUGCUGAUCCAGACUCACCUCUAAUUGGACUUCGGAAUCUUGUUAUGCCGCUUCGCGCCAGCAAUUUUCAUUACCACGAACUAAAACAUGUUGUCAUCGUUGGAAACGUUGACUAUCUUCGCCGAGAGUGGAAGAUGCUACAGAAUCUACCCAAAAUCUCUGUACUAAAUGGCUCACCGUUGAGUCGAGCAGAUCUACGUGCAGUUAACAUCAAUCUCUGCGAUAUGUGUGUGAUUUUAUCUGCAAAAAUACCAAGCAGUGAUGAUCCAACGCUUGCGGACAAGGAAGCCAUUUUGGCUUCAUUGAAUAUUAAAGCUAUGACAUUCGAUGACACAAUAGGAGUAUUAACACACAAUCCUGGAGGUCCAGAUGCCUUAUCCCCCCUCGGUAGUCCGAUUGUGUUGCAAAGAAGGGGAUCUGUGUACGGAACAAACGUUCCGUUGAUUACAGAAUUAGUGAACGAUACUAAUGUACAGUUUUUAGACCAAGACGAUGAUGAUGAUCCUGAUACUGAGCUCUAUUUGACCCAGCCUUUCGCCUGUGGCACUGCCUUUGCUGUCAGUGUCCUGGAUUCUUUGAUGAGCACAACGUAUUUUAAUGCGAACGCCCUCACCCUGAUCCGAUCAUUGGUUACCGGGGGAGCAACACCGGAGCUGGAACUGAUCCUGGCAGAGGGCGCAGGACUCCGUGGUGGCUACAGCACUCCAGAGUCACUGGCUAACAGAGACCGUUGUCGCGUGGGCCAGAUUUCCUUAUAUGAUGGACCCCUCGCUCAGUUUGGGGAGGGAGGUAAAUACUGCGAUCUGUUCGUAUCGGCCCUCCGCAGCUACGGCAUGCUUUGCAUCGGGCUCUACCGGUUCAGAGAUACCAGCUCAUCGUGCGAAGCCUCCUCGAAGCGCUUCGUGAUCACGAACCCUCCAGCAGAUUUUCCACUCCUUCCCACAGAUAUGGUGUUCGUGCUGAUGCAAUUCGAUCCUGGCCUUGAAUACAAACCGAACCGAGGGGAAGAACCGAAAGAGGAUAACUCCUGACUCCUGCACUGUAGCGCCUUGACGGAUGGGCCUUACUCUUUCAUAUAAAUUCUCUCUUGUCUAGGGGGUGGCAUCCCUAAACAUCAGUCACGACAGUUGCGCCAAAAUAGGAAACUUGUUUUCCUGAAUUUUUCAAAAAUCACAUCAGUGGCUGACUGUUUUGCAGAAAUGCAUAAUGUUGACUGAUUAUGUUUAAGAGAGAAUUGAAUUUUUGGCUUGUAGAAGUCAGUCUAAAUAAUUAGUUUUAAAAGUUCUCUAAAAUUAUUAUGACAGUUGUGCUUAACAAAAGCAUUGCGGUUAUUAUCUUCUGUUCUGCUUUUACUUUGUUCAUUUUUUUACUUUAAUUUUUUUUAAUUUUGUUUAUUUUUUACUCAUUUUUUUUAAAUUUCUAGCUGAAAAUUAAAAUUUUAUUCGUUCAUUUUAUUAAGUUCUAAAAUUUUGAGCCAAGGCUCCUUGCCAAGGACGCUACAGUGAAAACAAGAAAGAAAAAAAGUAUUGAUUUAACCAAAACAGGAUCUUUGUUCUUCAGCGAAGAACGACAUGGGUGAAAUCGUCUUGUGUACAGAGGUUUUUGUGUUUAAUAAGUCGUCAUUCCUUCAGGUGGCGCUAUCGGGUGUAUUCCGUUGCAGCUAUCCAAGAACAAUGGCGAUAUGCAGUAGUAGAAAAUAUCUAUGUAAAGUUAUAUAGAGAUUUAAGUCUUAAAUGAACCUUUAAAUAUAAGAAAAAAAUCUUGGACACUUCACAAAAAAAACUGAGGCUCAAAGACCUUCUCCUUUUCGGUGGUGCAUGUUGGAAAUACAAGUGACCAACGAUAUUUGCAUUCUUUGAUUCUUAGUGCCAUAAGUGUAGUUCUUUAACAUGUUGACUCUGCCAAUGGACAAUACUUUAAUUGGCCAGUUUGUGUCCUCCAGCUUUUCCUUAAUUUGUCACACACGGUGGCACAUCUUUGGCUCAUGGUGCAAUUUGAGAUUCCAAAAUCUGGGAAAAAGUCAAUAUAAAAAAAAUUGGAAGCAGAAAAAUUUUGAAAUUACUCUGCGAAUGGAAAUUAGAUUAAAAGAAACGUUCAUUUCAGCUAAGGCAACUUUAGCAACUACCUCUGGGAAGUGCCAUCUGACCUUUUCUAAUAACUUAGAAAAGCUUUAUCGAAGCCUUCCCUAAAUGGCCUGUCUCAGUUGUGCCACUGGAGUGACAACUUAUAAAUAUCUAUGUGCGUUUGUAGUCUUCAUUUAUAGUUAUCAAACAGAUGGUAACUAAUGUUGUACGUUUAUCUCAGUGAUUACCUUCUGAAAAUGCAAUCAACGUUAGAUUCAAAAGUUAAAUCUUCUUCUUACUCUAAUAUUCAUACAUUAUAUACAACUGGUAGUAGAUAAUGAUAAUACAUAACUGAAUCUUACAAAUGUAUAUAAGACUGAAUUUAUCGAUAUUCAUCUCACAGCGCAAGACAAUAGAAAACUUUACUUAGUAUGCGACUGGUGAAAAUCUAAUAGAGGUUGAAAACUUCAAAUUAAAAAAGAAAAUUGCCUGAAAGAUUUUUUUCUCAAUUCAGUUCAUUCGAACUACAUUAAAUGAAAUGCUAUGCAGAUAUCGAUAGAAUAGCAGUGCAUGUUUGUGAAUCCCCUUCAUCCAGAUUCAUAAAUAUUAGUAACAAAGUACUUUAAACUUCAUUAAACCAAGUCACUCGUUCUGUAAACAAAAAAAAAAAAAAAAAAAAAAAAAAAAAUUUAAACUUGAUGCCUCAUAUUAAACAAAAGGCCACAUUAAUUAAAACUCUUUUUUGGCAUCAAAAUAUUCGCAUAAUGUCCCUAUAUGUGCAGCAACUGUAGAAUAUGUCCCAGAAGGGAACUGAUUUUGGGAAUAAUAAAACACAUAAUAUGCAAAAAAAUAUUCUUAUCGAUCACUUAAUAAGAAAAAGUUAAAGACUUAAACAAAAGUGAUAAUAAAUAUGCUAGAUUAGGUCUUUUAUCUCUCAAUUAAAAACAAUGGAUAACUGCUUCUGUGUGCAUAAUAGUUUCAUUAAUAAAGCUGCUUGUCUCAAAAGCCACUGAAGAAUAAAUCUGUCUCAAGAAAAACAAGGGAAGCAAAAAUUGCUAACGUAGACGAGGAUCGAACCCCAGUUUCGGAGGGAAAUAUUUUGUACUCUCGACCCCCUAGCACAUAUAAAGCAGUUAUCCAGUACAUUUAUUUAUACGCUCAUUGUUCUCAUGACAUCUCAUACUUUUUCUAUUUCGUUUUCCUAAAUACAAUCGAAAUAUCUUCGAAGAAUUUCGAAAUAUGAAUAUUAUCAGUUGCUAAUGAAAUUUACAUCUAUUUAUUCAGUUAAUAUUGUUUUAAAACAUAAAGUCUUUUCGGCUAAUAUGUUUUAUAUCUAAUAAAAUAUUUCAUCGGGUUACAUUUUUUUGUGAGUUACCUUAUUUGUUGGUAAAACAAAAUAAAAUUAUGAUAAUACGUUAAUUCAUUGCAUAAUUAUCUCAUUAAAGCAUAAACCCCAUCAUUAAAAUAGUGAUUCGUGGAAUAAAAUAUUACGCAAAAAAAAUUUAGCAAUGCGUGAGAAUUUUACGAGCAAAACCCAGUUUCAGUGCCAAUAGUUAUUGUAAUUAUUAUCGCAGCCCCCAAUUUGUUUAUACUAAGCAUACUGUAAGAAAACAUUUCAAUCCAUUGAGAGAUAAAAGAAUUUCUAUUAUCAGUUGCUGCACAUUUCUCCUUCUAUAAGUAAGAUGUAUGAAGAAAAUAAUUUCCAUCCGAAACUGUGGGUUUGCAGUGAAGGUAUCGUCUGUGAUUAAUAAUUGCUAAAAGCCCUUGUUUUAUGCAAAAGAAGUCCUUCGGUGGCUAUUGGGGAUAACAUUCUUGCACUGGUUCGUAAUUUUCGUCUUAUCUGCAUUUGAUCUGUGAAUGUAGACCUGCUCAAUACGAGUUCAUUAGACAAUUUCGCAUUAGUGUUCUAUAGUUUGUACGACAUCACAAGGCAAGAAAUAUACAGACAGCGAGUUAUGAAAUUCGAAGGAAAAAAAAAAGAAAUCCGACUGUUUAUUAACAAAUUCUAUUUAUUUUGAAAGAUUUUGUCAAAACUUCUGAAUGGAAUAAUGAAAUAAAUAGAAUUUUGUGCAAGUCUGCAUCAGUUGAUCUCUUUCAUAGAUAAUUGAAUUAAAUGAUUUAGUACAAAAAGCUAUUAUCGUUUGAUGUUUCGAGUUUCACAUGUAUUAAAAUUCAAUAUCUUCUUUAAAUUUAAUGUUAAUGAAGUAUCUUCAAUGCGUAGGCUCUUAUAAUUAUUCAUGUUUCGUAAAACUGAAUUACGAAAGAAAUCACCAGUACCAGUUUUAUGUUCAUAUUGCAAACAUCUGAAAUGUAGUAAAGGAACCUAAUUCUGUAGAGAAGACUCAUCUUUAAGUUUUCAUAGAUCUUAGCAGUUUGACAUUACUCUCUACUGUGUGAUGUUGUACAUACCGAAAACACUAAUUUCUAAAUAUAAACUAACUAGACAAUCGAGUGGCAUCGUGCAACAAACACAGCUUGGUUUAUAAUCUAAUUUAUAAUAUAUGUUCUGACUUGAUCCCAGAUAAUGAUGUUGCUUAUCUGCAAAAUUUGUUAAUAAAGCAAAGGAUAUACUAAUAAAGGUAACUUUGAAGCUUUA